Messenger RNA from Salvia splendens (bonfire salvia), 1512 nucleotides. Its product is annotated as nucleolar protein dao-5-like. The record is from RefSeq and is a predicted model, not a curated record. The coding region runs from base 1 to 1512 and encodes 503 amino acids. NCBI's taxonomy places the organism in Eukaryota, Viridiplantae, Streptophyta, Magnoliopsida, Lamiales, Lamiaceae. The transcript has 3 exons.
AUGGAUAUGAUGAAUAGGCAAUUAGCCCAGCUGGCAAGUUCAAUGGGUGAAUUGAAGGGGAAUUCAGGGAAACUCUCGUCUACAGUCCAUGUACCUGAAAAUGCAAAUGUGAGCAAGGUCACAUUGCGGUCCGGAACUGCCUAUAAUGGGCCCUUACCGAAGAAACCCAGUGGAGAGCCAAGUGAAACGAAGGGGAAACUAAGGGGAAAGAAAGCGAAGAGAAGAAGAGCCAGGGGGAGGGAUGAAUCAGAGAAGACGCCGAUCGCAGAACCUGUUCCCCAAGAGAAGGAAAGAGAGGAGAUAGAUCUGAACGAGACGGCCAGGAAGCAAGGCCUUAUGACUGAUGACGAAUUCCAGGUGCUUUUAGACGAGGUGAACAGGAUGGAUGUGGACACUGCUGAGGUGGCUGAGGGUCUGGACCUCGCAUCGAAGGCAGUAGGAAGAAGUGAAGAAUCUGGCACAGUGAACGACUCAGACGGCCUAGCCCACCAAUCAGCAGACGAGGUGUCAGAGAAGCAGACCGAAGAAGAAAAGCCGAAGUUAGUGACCCCCCAGUCGGAAGCAGGGGAGGAUGAUAAACACAUCGAGGAGAAGGAGACCAAAGUGCAACCAGAGGAACCAGAGCCAGUGGUACCACCAGUAUUGAAACCAAAAGCAGUUAAAAGAAAAUUGGUGUUGAAAAAUGAUACUAAGGCAGAAAGGCCGAAGCCAAAGAGAGUGUCGCAAAGGUGCCUCGGGAGAUGGACAUCCAGCAAGGCAGGAGCAAACACGGCAGCAGGCGCAGUGGAGAUCUCUAGUGAAGAAGAAAGGACUACUCCUACAAAACCUGGGGAGGAAUCCUUGUCAGCUACCAACCUGGAAGACGCCUCGACAACAACAGAGAUGAUCUCACCCACGCCGAGUGACCAAAGAGAAGAAACUAACGAGAUGGCUGAGGGUCUGGACCUCGCAUCAAAGUCAGUAGGUCAUGAAGAGCCAUUAGAUGACAAUACCAAUAUCCGCGUGGAGACCCGGCCUACUACCCAGAAGGAGCCUUCGAUACCAAUAGAGGAGAGACUGGAGGAAGACGAAGAUGAAGAUGAAGAUAGGUACCUCCAGGAGAGGAAAAAGAAAGGGAAAGCCCCUGUUACAAAGAAACCGAGCAGCAAGAAACAGCAGUCAAACAGCGACGUCUCCCUAGAAGAUGAAGAGUAUGGCGAACAGCAGCUCCCACACAACCACCGUGAGUUGAUACAUCCUCCGGUGGAAAAGCAGAAGUACAGUCGUUGGAAGGUGGAGAUCACGGACGAGCAGAUAGAAGACAUGAAGCAUUUCAGUACCAAAAAGCUUCAGGAUGCAUUCGAUAAUAAAUACGAUGGCAACAAACAGAUUAAGAACGGGAAGGUACUCUAUUUCCCAUCUCUUGAUGAACUGAAUGCCCGCGAGCCAUUCUUAUCACAUAUGCGUGCAUUGGGUUUCAACUGGUUGUUGGAAAAUAGGGACCCGAGUAUACCCAUUAGGCUGGCAAAGUAA